Colius striatus (speckled mousebird) is the source of this 9504-nucleotide messenger RNA. RefSeq names its product Rap guanine nucleotide exchange factor 6 (gene RAPGEF6). Gene Ontology annotation, biological process: small GTPase-mediated signal transduction; positive regulation of ERK1 and ERK2 cascade. The record is from RefSeq and is a predicted model, not a curated record. Bases 459 to 5429 code for a protein of 1656 amino acids. Gene Ontology annotation, molecular function: guanyl-nucleotide exchange factor activity; protein binding. NCBI's taxonomy places the organism in Eukaryota, Metazoa, Chordata, Aves, Coliiformes, Coliidae. The transcript is spliced from 30 exons.
ACGCGGCGGCGGGAGCCGGCGCCACCUGCCCCGCGCGCCACUGCUGAGCCGGCAGCCGGAGGCGCCCCGAGCGCCGCGGAGGAGCCGCCCGCCUGGUGAGCAGCCAGCCCGGCAGCGGGCACCGCGCCCGCCCCGGCUCGGGGCCUGCCUUCCCCGCGCCCCCGCCGGCUCCGGUCCCUUCUCCCGUCUCGGCCUUCUCCCCUCCUCGGGUUCGCCGCCAGCCCCGCGGCGGCGCGGCCUCCCCCGCGGCCCCAGGCGCGGGGAAAGUUUCGGGGCGCGUCUCCGCCCCGCCACGGGGCAGCGGCGAGAGGGACCGAGCGGGAGGUCGGCGGCGCGUCCCGCGCGGGGGCCUCGGCUCAUCGCGCUGUGUUGUAUCCCGUGUUCCCCGCCCGCCUGGAGGCAUCGCCCCCGACAGCUCUUUCGGAGGAGCUGCGGAGCGGGAGGAGUAGCGCAAUAGGAUGACCUCUCCUGUGGACCCCAAGAUUAAACAGGCUUUGCGAAAGAAGCCGUCAGAAAGGACUCCGGAGGACUUAAAUACUAUCUAUUCUUUUCUUCAUGGACUGGACAUACUGUCACACUUCAGGGAACAUCAACUAAGAAUAAUGUCAUCGAGUGCUCGCUACGAGAGGUACAAGGGCAACCAAGUUCUCUUUUGCUCAGAAACUAUUGCAAGAUGCUGGUAUAUACUGCUCUCUGGAUCUGUCCUCAUGAAGGAUUCCAUGUUUUUACCACCUUGCAGUUUUGGCAAGCAGUCUGGAGGAAAACGAGGAUGCGAGUGUAUCAUAUUGGAGCCUUCAGAAAUGAUUGUGGUGGAGAACUCCAAAGACAAUGAGGAAAACAUCUUGCAAAGAGAAGUCCCGCUCAGGCAGUCUCGUCGGAGGUUUAGGAAGAUCAACCAGAGGGGUGAGCGUCAGACCAUUACUGACCAUGUGGAUUCCAGCAGUUACCUGUCGCUUCCAGCAGAUCUUACCAAGAUGCAUCUUACUGACAAUCCACAUCCUCAAGUGACUCAUGUCCCCUCAAGCCAGUCGGGAUGUAGCAUCGCCAGUGACUCUGGGAGUAGCAGCCUAUCUGAUAUUUAUCAGGCUACAGAAAGUGAGAUGGGAGACGUUGAUUUAACAGGUCUUCCAGAGGCACCUGUAGACUCUGAAGAUGAAGAAGAGGAGGAAGAUGAAGAUAUUGACAGAACUUCAGAUCCGCUUCUAGGGCGAGAUGUUGUACGAGAGUGCCUUGAGAAAGAGCCUGCAGAUAAAACUGAUGAUGACAUUGAGCAAUUACUGGAAUUUAUGCAUCAACUCCCUGCCUUUGCAAACAUGACUAUGUCUGUGAGAAGAGAACUUUGCUCAGUGAUGAUAUUUGAAGUAGUAGAGCAAGCAGGAGCCAUUAUACUUGAAGACGGCCAAGAACUCGAUUCUUGGUAUGUUAUUUUAAAUGGCACAGUAGAAAUCAGCUACCCUGAUGGAAAGAGUGAGAGUCUCUGUAUGGGAAAUAGUUUUGGGAUUACUCCCUCUCUGGACAAACAGUACAUGAAUGGAGUGGUCAGAACCAAAGUAGAUGAUUGCCAGUUUGUGUGUAUAGCCCAGCAAGACUACUGGAGGAUUCUGAACCACGUGGAAAAAAACACUCAUAAAGUGGAGGAAGAAGGAGAAAUUGUUAUGGUAAAGGAGCACAGGGAGCUAGAUCGCAGUGGAACCAGAAAAGGACAUAUAGUUAUCAAGGCAACACCUGAGCGACUCAUUAUGCACUUAAUAGAAGAACAUUCUAUUGUGGAUCCAACCUACAUCGAAGAUUUCCUUUUAACAUAUAGAACAUUUCUAACAAGCCCUCUGGAAGUUGGAAAUAAGCUCUUGGAGUGGUUUGCAGUGGACAGCCUCAGGGAUAAGGUUACCAGAGUGGUCUUACUGUGGGUGAACAAUCAUUUUAAUGACUUUGAAGGAGAUCCUGCUAUGACUCGAUUUCUGGAAGAAUUUGAAAAGAACUUGGAAGAUGCGAAAAUGAAAGGACAUCUCAGAUUGCUGAAUAUUGCCUGUGCUGCCAAAGCAAAAUGGAGGCAAAUUACCCUGCAAAAACCUUCUAGAGAUUCACCACUGUUUUUCAGUCUCCUUGGAGGGAGCGACAAGGGCUUUGGUAUUUUUGUAGAGACUGUGGAAAUGGGCAGUAAAGCAGCAGAAGCUGGACUGAAGCGUGGUGAUCAGAUAAUGGAAGUAAAUGGACAGAAUUUUGAGAAUAUUACUUUUGUAAAAGCUCUGGAAAUUUUAAGGAACAACACUCAUCUUUCCAUUACUGUAAAAACAAACAUUUUUGUGUUUAAGGAGCUGCUCUGCAGGAUAGGACAGGAGAAGAAUGGAAUUCCACAUAUUCCAAAAAUUGCAGAAAAGAAAAACAACCGUUACUCCAUCCCAGAUAUGCCUGGAGAUGUGGAACAGAUGUUUCCCCGUGAAAAAGGAAACAAGAAAAUGAAAGCAAACACUGUAUCUGGUGGGAGAAACAGAAUCAGGAAAAUUUUAGACAAGACUCGAUUCAGCAUCUUGCCUCCAAAGUUGUUCAGUGAUGGCAGCGUGAGCCAAUCGCAGGAUGACAGCAUUGUCGGGACGCGGCAGUGCAGGCACAGCCUGGCCAUCAUGCCUAUUCCAGGAACACUCUCCUCCAGUAGCCCGGACCUGCUGCAGCCUACAACGAGCAUUUUGGAUUUCUCUAAUCCUUCAGAUAUUCCGGAUCAAGUAAUAAGAGUUUUCAAAGCAGAUCAGCAAAGUUGUUACAUUAUCAUCAGUAAAGACACUACAGCAAAAGAGGUUGUGAGUCAUGCCGUCCAUGAAUUCAACUUGACAGGAGCACCGGAGACCUACUCCCUCUGUGAGGUGUCUGUCAGCCCUGAGGGAGUCAUCAAACAACGGAGACUGCCAGAUCAAUUCUCCAAGCUGGCUGACAGGAUUCAACUCAAUGGACGGUAUUAUCUAAAAAACAAUAUGGAGACAGAGACCUUAUGCUCAGAUGAGGAUGCUCAAGAGCUACUGAGAGAAAGCCAAAUCUCCCUCCUACAGCUGAGCACCAUUGAGGUGGCCACUCAGCUUUCCAUGAGAGACUUUGAAUUGUUUCGCAAUAUCGAGCCUACAGAAUACAUUGAUGACCUUUAUAAGCUGGACUCCAAAACAGGAAAUGCUCACCUGAAACAGUUUGAGGAUGUCAUAAAUCAAGAGACAUUCUGGGUUGCCAUGGAAAUUUUAGCAGAGCCCAACCAACUCAAACGAAUGAAGAUUAUUAAGCACUUCAUUAAAAUUGCCCUCCACUGUCGAGAAUGCAAGAACUUCAAUUCCAUGUUCGCAGUUAUAAGUGGGUUAAAUCUAGCACCAGUAGCACGUCUCAGAGGCACUUGGGAAAAGUUACCAAGCAAGUAUGAAAAGCACCUCAGAGACCUUCAAGAUCUUUUUGAUCCAUCUCGAAACAUGGCAAAAUACCGCAACAUCCUUAGCAGCCAGAGCAUGCAGCCUCCAAUUAUUCCACUUUUUCCUGUUGUCAAGAAGGAUAUCACGUUUCUGCAUGAAGGAAAUGAUUCGAAAGUGGAUGGCCUGGUAAAUUUUGAGAAGCUCCGGAUGAUUGCCAAAGAAAUUCGCCAAGUUGUCAGAAUGACCUCAGCAAACAUGGAUCCAGCUGUAAUGUUCAGACAAAGGAAGAAGAGGUGGAGAAGUUUGGGAUCUCUGAGCCAGGGCAGCACAAACUCAAACAUGCUGGAUGUCCAGGGAGGUGCUCACAAAAAACGUGCCCGCCGCAGCUCGCUUCUGAAUGCCAAGAAGUUGUAUGAGGAUGCCCAGAUGGCGAGGAAGGUGAAGCAAUACUUAUCCAACCUGAAUGUAGAGACAGACGAAGAAAAGAUCCAAAUAUUGUCACUUCAGUGUGAGCCUGCAUAUAGCACUCUGACAAAAAAUUUAAGUGAGAGAAGAGGAGGAAAAUCCUCAGAAAUGUCUCCGGUGCCCAUGAGAUCCAUUGGCCAAACCACUAAAGCCCAUCAGCAUCCACAAAACAGAAUGAGUCAAGUUCUACAGGUUCCAACUGUGAAUUUAUACCCGAGUAGGAAAAAGGGACUGACAAAAGAGCAUGUCACGUUCAGUACAGGCUCCCCACAGAAGUCAUUAAGCUUGUCCGAGGAAGUAAGUAGUAAGAAACAAACAGACGACACGAUGUCCAUGGCAUCAUCUUUGCACUCCAGCCCACCUGCUUCUCCUCAGGGCUCUCCACGCAAAGUUGGUAACAUCCCAAGGUUGGAUAACUGCAGUCAGAUGAACCUCUCUGGCUCUUCCUCAUCACUUGCCAGUGAAACCAGCAACAAAAACAGUGGACAGCGCAGCUACGGAAUAGGCUAUGCCCUCAUACCCUCCACUAAAUCUGAUAACUUCUCGGACUCCAGUCACAGUGAGAUUUCAUCCCGGUCCAGCAUUGUGAGCAACUGCUCAGUGGACUCGAUGUCGGCAGCACUGCAGGAUGAGAGGAGUCUGUCCCAGUCCCUCAUUGUGGUGGAUUCAGGAGGGGCAGAGAGAAAAGAACAUCCUCAGCCUCUGACUGAGUAUGGCCAGCCCUGCCCGGGCUGGUCAAUGACCAGGCCUGCUCUCAUCAGAGGGAUGGCUUUCACAUCCUCCAUGAGCAGUGAGGAGAUCUCCCAUGAACAUAUCACAGUAGAGGCAGCGGAUAGCGGUCGAGGAAGCUGGACUUCAUGCUCGAGUAGUUCCCAUGAUAACUUCCAGAACAUCCCAAACCAGAAGAGCUGGGAUCUCCUCAAUUCUCACCGUCACACCCAGCUGGAUGGGCCUAUUGCUGAAGUUGAUCCCACAAACUGUUAUUCUGAGGAGGCCUAUUUGUAUUCUGAAGCCUUCUCCAAAACCAACAGGCAGUCGAAAGCCAGCAUGGAGCUCGAUCAGUCUCGGCAGAGCUGGGCUUCCUCCAGUUCGCUGUCAGAUACCUACGAAACAAACUAUGGGACGAUUAAGCGGAGGGGGCUGGAGAAUUCCACAGCAGAGCAAACAGAGGUUUUGGACUCUAAACCAGGCGCUGAUGCCACUUACAAAACUGUUACUUCGAGUACAGAGAAAGGCCUGAUAGUGUACUGUGUCACCUCACCUAAGAAGGACGAUAGGUAUAGGGAGCCACCGCCCACCCCUCCGGGAUAUAUGGGGAUUUCUUUAGCGGACAUAAAGGAAGGAUCGCCCCACCACCCACACCUAAAACCUCCAGACUAUAGUGUGGCAGUGCAGAGGUCAAAGAUGCUGCACAGUGACCUCUCUAGACUUUCAUCAGCUCCUCUCAGUAGUGAACCGGUGGCCUGUAUUUCAUCGAAGAUGCCUCAGUGGCAUAGUCGGCAGCCGUCCAGCCCCAAGCUAGCAGAUAUGACUGACGCAGAUAGUGAAGAGGAUGAAGAUGAACAAGUGUCAGCAGUGUAACCAUUGGGCUAUUGAUACAAACCCUAACACAAGGGAUGUGGGGAAAAGGACCACAUGAUUCUGUUAGCGAACGCUAACGACUUGCUGCUGCUAACCUCGGACAUCGCAUUUGCCUGUUGCAGGCAAGAUGGAACGGGUUGGAUCACAUCUCUCUACCUUCCUUCACUCUGCCAUCGCCUAGGAAAGCUGUUUCUGCUUGUGAAAUAGCAAACCAUUCUCAAGGAGCUUACUGACUGCCUGGAUACCACCAUUGGUAUCCAGAGAUAGACCAGGCUCCAUGCAUUUGGGGAGGACCAGUUGUCACCACCACUCGAAACUUGGAAGCCUUCUUCUGUAUGAUACCAUAUAAUCCUUUGGUAGUUCUCCAUCGUCGUUAUUUUCUACAUGACCAUUAUGAGUCUAAGAGUGUUAUUUUAUGAACUUUAAAAGAAAAUAUAUCAAAGUGUCAGCAAAAGUGAAGGACGAUGCUGAAGUAUCUGAAAAUAAUUUAUUAAUUUAAUUUUUGUUUCUGUGCUUUCUUUGUGUUGGGAGUGCUCUGGUUGGCUAAUGUAACUGUUCAGUCAAUGUGAUAGUAAAUUAGCUACACGUAAACCGUUGUGCUCUCGGAAUAAACGCAGAAAACUAGAAGUGGGAUGUUUUCAGGUGCAGAAAUAACGUGGAUUUAGAUGAAAUAUAAACUGAGCACAAAGCCCCUGCCGCCUGCCAUCAGCUCCCCUCUGCCACAGGCACGGCAAAAAACCUCUACCCUAGAAGUAUAAUUUUAGAAAUUUUUAGCUGCCAGCCAACUAAAGCCACAGUUGGUGCUCUCCUCCCCCACAGAGUGAUAGUUUGAAAAGUGGAGGCUGGAGCUCUCAGGGAGCUCUUAGGAGAGGGGGAAGCUUUCCCCAAAAAGCUUUAACGGGGUGUUGCCCUGAGGAGAUCAGCAUGCAAAGCGUGUUGCUAGAAGCCAAAACUUAUAAACUCUGUGUUGUGGAUUUUAAGAUCAUCCCACGCAUUCUGGCCUUGUACCAGAGUUGCACAGGAUUUGGGCACAAAGGUUAUCUUUGUUAAAAAAAAAAAAAAGAAUAAAUCAAGAAAUUAUAAAUCACCUUCGUUUCACAGUAAAAAUCUGUGAAACUAAAUACUAAAUGGUGUAACACUUAUAUAGUAGUAUAAUGCAUUUUUAUGAGGGGUUAAAAAACCCUGCUGUGUUCAUCUGGAAAGUACAGAUGUCUAUAACCAUUUUGUUUAAAUCCUAGAUAGAAAUCCUGGUGGUGUUGAUAUCAGUGACGAUUUUGGCUUGCGGCCCGCCAGCCAGUGUUAACAUGUGACCCUCUAGUUUGACCGUGGUCAGAUAAAUUGCUUGUUUUGAUUUUGCUUAGCCAGCCAGAGCGCAGAGGGGUAGAACUGGAAAUUCCUGCAGUUUCCUUCUUUCUUCUAGCACACGAUGCCCCAUUCUAGUGUUAAAAUCGGACAUGAAUGUGUGAAUACGUAUUUAAACAUUUACUUGUAAAUCUUUGUUGUGAUGUUUACAGCCUAAGCUAGGAAGAUGUUUGUCAUUUUUACAGUGCCUCAAAAAUGAUUUCUAUAUCCAUAGUUGUGAAGAGCUUUAAGGUUUUGUUUUCAGUAUGUGUGCAGGGGGUGCAAGGUGAAUGCAACAUUUUUGGAAAAUGACACAAGUACCAAAACCAACCCAAAGCUGUGCUUUCCCCACAGCAGCUUGGGGGACUGAUGCUGCCCAGUGCACGUGUACAACCCAGCCCGUGCCCGUGUUCCCAGCGGCACUGGCUGCAAUGUUACCACAAGGCUGGAACUUGCCCAAACUGAUUGGGAUUCAGAAGAAAACAAAACAAACAGUGAUGCUGAGGAACGGAUCCCUAACUUGUAACUUAAUCUGUUGGCUGUGUGAAUUUUUGGCAGAAGAAUCAGAGGAGCAAAUGGUUGGGAAAAAAAAAAAGUAAAUUAAAAGCCAGUUGAGAGGUAUCACAAUAAAUGCAUUUUGCUUUUUGGAGGCCUUAAUGAAUAAAAUGAACCUGCACAGGCCUUAAUGAACAAAGAUUAACGUGAGCGUCAAAGCAGCGCAGGGCAGAGCGAUUGUUCUCAGCACGUGUAAUGGUGAUAAUAGAACUGUUAAACUGAUAUUUUUGUGGGAUGUAAACCCAAGUCCUAGCAGUCCCACUGUCAACUGUAGCUUCUUGUUAACUUCUCCAUGGCAUGUGCAACAGGCUUUGCUAUUUGUCAGAGGAUCAUCUGCCUUGUGCCAGGAAAGUGAAAUCAUACGGUUCCUGUGACCUCAGGUGUUGACCUGUAGUGUUGAACAAAAGAAGGGAUGAGGGAUUGUUACUAAAGUAACUUCCUUCUUCCCCAAAAGCUUGAUAGUGUUGUCUCUGAGGAUAUGGUGAAGCUGCUCUGGGAGCAGGGUUGGGGUUUCCUCUGGCAGCCCCAAGAGCAGUUGAAUAAAUCCCGCACCGAGACGUGGUGUUUGCACAUCAGCAGCAUCCAUCUGGCUGUUCCGCAGGGCACGGGAAAGGUUUUAAAGUGAGCGAAAGCCUUGCAAAUCAUGUUUUCCUAAUGGCUGAUACAGCUGGUGUAAAUAAGCCCUGCAUUACCAAUGGACACACGAGUUAGUGCCCUGCUCCUCCCACUCCACACGUGUGGUUUGCCUCUGCUGCUUCUUGCUGGGAUUUUCCUCCCUUUGUUUUUAAAUCAACCGAUCACAUUGAUCGGGGCCGAUAGCCAAAUGUAGUGUGUCAGGUGUGGGUUUGAAGAGACAUUAUCCCUUUUUUUUCAGUAAGUGAAAUGGAAGUAAGAUGGUAGUUACUACCUGUUGUACACGACUUUAUCGGAGCAAUGUCUUCUGCAUCACAGAUCCCUGGCUUGGUACAUCCUCUGGGUUCCUCUAACUUGGGCUGUGAUGCUGGUGAGCAGUUCAAAUGCAUCACGUCACGUUCUUCCACUGCCACAGCUGGAUUUUGCUAGCUUCCUGCUGUUUUGUUUGCUCUUGACUUGUGGGUGAAAGAUGUAUUUCAACUAUUUGUGGUUUAACCGUGCAGUAUUUUGUGAUGCUUUAUAAAUCUUAAUCUUCCAAGGAAUUCCCCACAAAGCAGUGCCAUUUUACAAACUUUGUUUGGCCUCUCUGGCUGCAGAAAGGGGAAAAUGAGCUCACAAAGCGUCUGAGUACUGGUUUCAUCUCCCAAAUAGACAAAGUAGUGGAAAGGCAACAUCUACAGGUAUUUGCAGUGCGUAUUUUUUGCACUGUAGGUGUUUGCCAGCAACAGGCAGUGUGCUGCUUUCCUGGCUUGCUUGGCUUGCCUUUACUCAGUUUUGCAGGAGUGAGUAAUGCUUCACUGGAGCUUCUCAUGGCCCGUGGCUCAGGAUGGGGUGCACAGUGCACCGGGGGCUGCCUGCACCCAUUGCCCAGGGGCAGAACCUGGCAGCGAUGCCUCUCGCAGAAGGGUGCUCUGUGGCACCAGUGGUGUUGCAAAAACUCUGUCCUCAUCUCCCAAGUCAUUUCAUAGUAGACAUCAGUGAAAACACAAACCUGCCAUUUAAGUUUUUAUAAAACUUUAGAGUUAGGUUUUUUUUUUAAGGAUAAACACUGCCUUUGCGAGAGCAGAAGAAAAAAGGGAUACUCUCUCUUUAGAAAAGCUUUACACAUUAUGUUUUAGGAUGCUUGUAUAGAGGGUGAUCUACCUUGAAUUCCCAGCCCAGCUUUUGCUUAUGUUGUGCUUUUUUUUGUUGUUUUGGUUUUUUUCUUUAUUUUUGAUAUACCUGGAAUGCAGUUUAGCUUGGUAUUAAUUCUAAAUAUGUGAGCAUAUUGGCGAAACUGCACAGAUGUAAUGAUAUUCCAAUAGCAAUUGUACUGCACAAGUCAGUGAUUGUAUAGUAUUCUGUAACAAGCAAUGUUUGUCUCCUAUUUUUUGAUACCUCUUACACUUAUGUCUUUUAGAAAGACAGUGCCUCUGUAUGCUUUUUGUAUUUUUACUGAGUGAUUGUAAAUAUUUGUUAUAUUUUUGGUUAAGAGAAUGUUUAAAAGUACUGUUUAUUAUCCAAUCUAUUAAUAUGUUGGAAUCAAUAAACAAUCUACAUCUAUGAA